Messenger RNA from Solanum stenotomum, 1377 nucleotides. RefSeq names its product GDSL esterase/lipase At1g33811. The coding region runs from base 46 to 1146 and encodes 366 amino acids. The record is from RefSeq and is a predicted model, not a curated record. Gene Ontology annotation, molecular function: hydrolase activity, acting on ester bonds. Lineage: Eukaryota; Viridiplantae; Streptophyta; Magnoliopsida; Solanales; Solanaceae. The transcript is spliced from 5 exons.
GUUCCAUCUUUCUACUUAAUUUUUUACUGCAUUAUAAAGGUUGUAAUGGGAAAAUUCUUAUUAAUGUUGGCAUUCUUAUCUUUUUUCUUGUUGACAACUACUAAGGCUUGGUCACAACAACAAGAGCCUCAAGUUCCUUGUUUAUUUAUCUUUGGGGACUCACUUGUUGACAAUGGGAAUAACAAUGGGAUACUUACUCUUGCUAGGGCCAAUUACAUGCCUUAUGGUCUUGACUUCCCACAAGGCGCCACUGGUCGUUUCACUAAUGGUCGUACUUUUGUUGACAUUUUAGCUCAACUUCUUGGCUUCCCCAAUUAUAUUCCUCCCUAUGCAAGAGUCCGUGGUCGAGCGCUGUUGAGAGGAGCAAAUUAUGCAUCAGGAGCAGCAGGAAUUAGAGAUGAAACGGGAAAUAACUUGGGUGAUCAUAUGCCAAUGAACCAACAAGUAGGAAACUUUGGAAGAAGUGUUGAGGAGCUGAGAAGAUUAUUCAGAGGAGAUAACUCCACACUAAAUGCAUAUUUGAGCAAGUGUAUUUUGUACUCAGGAUUGGGAAGCAAUGACUACCUCAACAAUUACUUCAUGACUGAUUAUUACUCAACUCAUUCACAGUACACUCCACAAGAAUAUGCUUCUGCACUUCUUCAAGAUUAUUGCCAGCAAUUAUCGGAAUUAUACAAGUUAGGAGGUCGGAAAGUAAUUGUGACAGCAAUAGGGCAAAUAGGAUGCAUACCGUAUCAGCUAGCAAGAUAUGAUGGCAAUGGAAGCAGAUGUAAUGAAGAGAUCAACGAUGCUAUUCAACUCUUUAAUUCAGGACUUAAAAGGCUCGUUAUUCAUUUCAAUAAGGUUUUGCCUGGAGCAAAGUUCGUGUUCUUGGAUUCAUUUGAAAGCAGUAAAGAUCUUGUUCUCAAUGCAAAAACUUAUGGAUUUGAAGUGGUCGAUAAGGGUUGUUGUGGAGUGGGAAGGAACAAUGGACAGAUAACAUGUCUUCCUCUUCAACAGCCAUGUGAAGAUCGUUCCAAAUAUAUAUUUUGGGAUGCUUUUCAUCCCACUGAAGUAGCAAAUAUUCUGUUGGCAAAGAAAUCAUACACCUCCAAGUCAAAGACAUUUAAUUAUCCAAUAAAUAUACAACAAUUGGCUAGGCUCUAAGGUGUACGUACAAUUGUACGUACGUCCUUGUAAUGCUUAUUAGCUUCAUUGCUUCUUGUUUAUUUCUUUGUUUUUCUCUAAGAAUUGUUUUCAUAUUGAAUUUCAAUGUAUGAAGGUCAUGUACUCAAACAUACCCUCUUAAAACGUGUUUCUUAUGAAUCAAGUGUUCCUAGGAUUUACGAGUUUUACUUUGAAAACUAUCUACCCUACCAUAAUAUAUAUUGCACUCAU